Stegostoma tigrinum is the source of this 1374-nucleotide messenger RNA. RefSeq lists its product as uncharacterized. NCBI's taxonomy places the organism in Eukaryota, Metazoa, Chordata, Chondrichthyes, Orectolobiformes, Stegostomatidae. The transcript is spliced from 2 exons. The record is from RefSeq and is a predicted model, not a curated record. The coding region runs from base 1 to 1374 and encodes 457 amino acids.
AUGGCCACCACCCCUACACCCCCUGCCCCCAAACUGAUCGGAGCCAAUGCGACAAAUGCAAUCACUGCCCCCAGCUCCGCGCCCCGAGCCCCCAGCCCCCAGGCCCCAGGCCCCAGCUCCCGCACCCAGCCACCAGCUCCCAGCUCCCAGCCCCCCCAGUGCCCGGCCCCAGCUCCCAGCCCACAGCCCCAGCUCCCAGCUCCCAGCCCCCAGCCCUCAGCCCCCAGCUCCCAGCUCCCAGCCCCCAGCCCUCAGCCCCAAGCUCCCAGCCCUCAGGCCUCAGCUCCCAGCCCCCAGCUCCCAGGCCCCAGCUCCCAGGCCCCAGCCCCCAGCUCCCAGCCCCCAGCCCCCAGCCCCCAGCCCCCAGCUCUGAGCCCUCAGGCCUCAGAACCCAGCUCCCAGGCCCCAGCCCCCAGCCCCCAGGCCCAAGCCCCCAGCUCCCAGCCCCCAGCCCCCAGCUCACAGGCCCCAGCUCCGAGCCUCCAGCUCCCAGCCCGCAGGACCCCAGCCCCAAGCCCGCAGGCCCCCAGCCCCCAGCUUCCUGCCCCCAGCCCCCAGCCCACAGGCCCCAGCUCCCCGCACCCAGCCACCAGCUCCCAGGCCCCAGCUCCCAGCCCCCAGCCCCGAGCUCCCAGUCCCCAGCCUCCAGCCCCCAGCUCCCCACUCCCUGCCCCCAGCCCAAGGCCCCAGGUCCCAGCCCCCUGCCUCCAGCCCCCGCUCCCAGCCCCCAGUCCCCAGCCCCUUGCCCCCAGCCUCCAGCGCCCAGGCCCCAGCUCCCCACACGCAGCCACCAGCUCCCAGCUCCCAGCUCCCAGCCACCAGCUCCCAGCUCCCAGCCCCCAGCCCCCACCCCCAGCACCCAACUCCCCGCACCCAGCCACCAGCUCCCAGCUCCCAGGCCCCCGGCCCCCGCCCCCAGCUCCCAGCCCCCAGCCCCCAGCCCUGAGCUCCCAGCCCACAGCUCCCAGCCCCAAUCUCCCAGCUCCCAGGGCCCAGCCCCUACCUCUCAGCUCCCAGCCCCCAGUCUCCAGCCUCCAGCCUCCAGCCCCACUCCCCAAGCCCCCAGCCCCGCGCCCCCAGCCCCAUGCCCCAUGCCCCACGGUGCCUGGCCCCACCCCCCCGGUGCCCUGCCCCAGCCCCCAGCCCCCAGGCCCCAGCUCCCUGCUCCCCGCCCCCAGCCCCCCGCUCCCAGGCCCCAGCUCCCAGGCCCCAGCUCCCCACUCCCAACCCCCAGCCCCCAGGCCCCAGCCCCCAGCUCCAAGCUCCCAGCUCCCAGCUCCCAGUUCCCAGUCGCCAGGCCCUGGCUCCCAGCCCCCAGACCCCAGCUCCCAGCUCCCAGGGCCCAGCACCCAGCUCCCAGGCCCCAGCCCCUAG